Vitrella brassicaformis is the source of this 1909-nucleotide messenger RNA. The record is from the annotation of a GenBank genome assembly. NCBI's taxonomy places the organism in Eukaryota, Vitrellaceae.
AUGGACGCCGGCUGCCGCGAGGUAGGUGGGUGGGGGCAUACACACAUACACACGACAGCACAUAUAUAUGUGCCUCUCCCGCGCCUCUCUCCUUCUCUUUGUCUGUGUGUGUGUGUGUGUGUGGAACAAUGCAGUCUGAGCCUGGCGCCCAUCGCUCCGACCUGCCGAUCAAGGAUGCGAUCGACUACCCCGCGGCACUGUGGCCAAACUUCGACCCCCAACACCCAGAGCUGGCGGCCCUCAAGGGAGUGAGUGAGCGAGUGAGUGAGUCAAGUGCACCAGCUAUGAGAGAGGAGAGAGGGGGGAAUGUCUUCUGUCUGUCUGUUUGUCUGUGUGUCUGUUUGUCUGUGUGUCUGUUUGUCUGUGUGUCUGUUUUGGUUUCAUUCGCUGAGCACUCCUGCCAGAAGCCACCCGAGCGGAGCUGGAGGAGCAGCAGCCCCCACCCCCACCCAUGCCCCAACAGCCAAGGGCACCAGCAGCUGCCGCGUCUGCUGCUGCCCCCGAGGCCCACCGACACACCCACACAGUGGACCCGCCGGCCACUGACACACUGCCCCAGCCCCCCAAGCCACAGCACCCACCUGGGCAGUUCCUGAUUCCGGACGAGGACGAGGACUACGUCCCGUCGACCAUCCUGCUUGCGCGUGCCGAGAAGGCCGCCAAGGAGGCCGAGAUGGCGCGGGCGAGGGAGGCGGAGAGUGGGGAUGAGGGGGAGGAGAGGAGGCAGCACCAGGCAGAGGUGCGGCCAGGCGAGCUGUGGACCGGCAGCGUCAACCUCACUGAUUUCCUCCACAUCCGCUGCGGCCGCCUGAAGCACCCCAGCAUCAAGUCGCGGGCCACGGCACGGAAGCUGCAGCUCAUCAAGCAGACGAUCGAGCGCCUCAACCUCAGCAAAGGCCUCUACCGCCAGCUCAUGGUGUCGUGCCUGUCGUCGCUGGAGGGCAUCCAUGGGGCUGAGUGGGUGCACGGGGAUACCAAUGGCCAGAAUGCCAUGGUCGUGUGGGAUCCCGUCACCCGCCGCCUCUACAGCCCGUGGAUCGACUUCGAGGUGGCCAGGCCGACAACCGAGGCCGAGCAGCCCCUGACGACCACUCCACCCACACUGUGCCAUGUGGAGCCGGUGGCGGUGCCCCCUCCCCACUGCGACCCAACGGCACUGAGACGUGUGGCCAAGGUGAUCGAGGUGGUCAUCGACCAGAGCAAGCCCAGCACGGUCGCAACGGCAGCACCGCAGUCGCCCCUCUAUGGCGCCUUCAGCCGCAUGGCGGACACCUACGCCAUCUGCUCGCUGGCCGCCGCCAUCCUUAUGGGUCCCCACAUGGACCACCCGAGCGGCCCCUCGCACAACCACGUCAUCUUUCCCCCCGCGACCUUCACGGGUCCCUUUAUGGACCCGCCGAGCGGCCCCUCCGACACCCACCCCUUCUGUGGGCAGGAGCUGCCCUUCUUCCCGGGGGCACAUGGGGCCCGCAGCAGCAGCAGCAGAUCUCUGUACGGCCGCCACUUCGAGUGGGUGAAGGAGGAGGAUGCGCUCAUUAAGGAGGCCAUCGAAGUGGGGGGCGAAGGGGGGAGACGGGCGCUGCACGACAUUAACGACGAGAAGCCGACGGUGGAGCAGCGGCUCGUGUGGGAGGGGCAGAGGGGAGAGGCGCGCGACGAGGAGGCCGUGCAGGACCUCAGGAUGGCCCUGGUGCUCGUCAAGGAGGGGAUGUGUCCGGACAAAGGCGAGAGGCGCCCACUGCGUGAGAUUAUCCAGUAAGGAAGGCACGCACUCAUGCAUACACUUGACAACAAGCAGCAUGUAUCAUGGGUCUGUGUCUCUUGUUCGUUCUGUCUUGGCAGCUACCUAGAGUACAUUCGCUACCUCGAGAGUGAGAUUCACCUCCUCAAUACCAAAAUCGAUCUGUAA